Symbiodinium sp. CCMP2592 is the source of this 867-nucleotide messenger RNA. The record is from the annotation of a GenBank genome assembly. Lineage: Eukaryota; Dinophyceae; Suessiales; Symbiodiniaceae.
AUGUCGGCCACAUGGAGGAUCAUGCUGCCCAUGGCGCUUCUCCUUAACUUUGCCGUCCUUGCCAGAUCUUUUCAAGUUCUCUACGUUGGGCCUCCGCGGACAGGGACCCAGACGAUGUUCACGGCUUUGAAGAUUCUAGGCCUACGGCCACUGCACAGCGGCUACAACAGAUCUGUCCGGGAGCCCAUGUGCAACUUCCUGUACUUCAAUGGGUCCAAGGAGGUCGCUAUGAACGUCCUCAGCGGAUUCGAUGCAGGCAUGGAUGAGCCAUUCCAGCUGAUGUAUGACGCUGUCAUGGAAGAGUUUCCCAAUUCAAAGUUCAUUUUGCCGGUGACGACGGCUGAGCAAUGGAUGAGUUCCUACAGAGAUUUUUUCGAGAAUGACAAGUUUCCAAAGGAACGGCGGAUCGCAGCUGCAGCGCAGAAGCGCCUGAAGAUCAAGCCGGGGGCGACGCUGGAGUAUUUCGACCGAAAGAUGGACGCGAAGUACGAGAACCUGGACACCAAUUCGACUCCCAGAACCUACUGCUGGGCCUGCCACUACUGGGGUUGCAACUUCGGGAAGAUCGAAGGCAUGUCCGAGGAGGAGAACCGGACCUGCUACAACAACUUCAACGCCCACAUGGAGCGAGUGAAGUCCACCAUUCCUCCGUCACGACUGCUCUUGUUCGACUUCGCGGACGGCUGGGCGCCGCUGAGUCACUUCUUGGGCCGGCCCAUCCCGGAGGAGCCUUUCCCCUUCACGGACCAUUUCAGUGAGGAGGGCGACAGCGACAGCGACGAAGAACACGAAGUUGAGGAAGAGGAAGCAUCUGCCUCGAGCUUCCUGCAGCAGAGUCUUGAGACUCACCCGAGAAAGGAGCUCUAG